Myiozetetes cayanensis is the source of this 3363-nucleotide messenger RNA. Its product is annotated as olfactory receptor 6C3-like. The record is from RefSeq and is a predicted model, not a curated record. Gene Ontology annotation, cellular component: membrane. Gene Ontology annotation, biological process: G protein-coupled receptor signaling pathway. The coding region runs from base 1205 to 2155 and encodes 316 amino acids. NCBI's taxonomy places the organism in Eukaryota, Metazoa, Chordata, Aves, Passeriformes, Tyrannidae. Gene Ontology annotation, molecular function: G protein-coupled receptor activity; olfactory receptor activity. The transcript has 2 exons.
GGGAGGUGUUUAAGGAAAGAGUGGACAUGGUACUUUGUGCCAUGGUCUGCUUGACGUGCUGGGGAUGGGUGGAAGGCUGGAUGCCAGUUGAUCUCAGAACUUCUUCUCCCCCCCAGCAUUUCCAAUCACCCUAUUUUUGGAGUCAGGGGCUCUGCUCCUUUCUGCCUAAAAACAAAAUCGAAAGAUAAAAGGAACAUGGCCUGUCUUUAUUGCACAUUUUUUUCUCCUGCUUCUUUCUGUGAACUGUGAAUUUUGAUUUAAAAGCAUAACAGCUUUUAAUUAAUCAGAGAUUUGAGGCUUGAACAGUGAGUUUCAUCUACUCCCCUGCAGACACUCCUGGGAACUUGUUUUCUCCAGGCUCCCUCUAUAGUCAGUGGAGACAAGAGAAGGCUCUGCAGGCUGGGUUCUCCCAGUCUAAAAAUGGCAGGCAAAAGAAAGCUUACAGAUCUCUUCCUGGCACUGUUCUCUUGUUCUGCCUUUUGUUGGGAACUUUUGAGAGCAAAAGCAACGAGCAACUGUAUGGAAACAAGUGCCUUUUUGUGCAGAUGGGUGUGAGAUGGGACUCUGUGACACACUGUGUGGAUCCAUAACAAAUGCUGCUCAUUGUUUAGAGGACUAAAAAGGCAAGUCAUACUUGGUCGCUAUUCUGCCCUCCCCUCUCUUUUCCUGAAGAACCAGAGAGCAAGAAGCUGUGGCAGAAAGUAGGGGAUUGCAAAAUACUUGAUACUGAUUAUCUUGAAACCACCAGAUUCUUGGGGAUUCCCAGUGCAAAAGGCAAACACUGAAAAGUAGAAACAAGAGCUUUAAACAUACAGAGUGGAUGUGAUUUCAUGGGUUGGCAUUUACGCAGUAGAAGAGAGGUUUUUGGCACAUAGGUGUGACAGAUGUUUGCAAUAGGUCUGAGUGAGCUUGGAAUUUCCCAGGAAUGGGGUGAAAUGGCCAACAGCCUCUUUAGAAUCCUCUGCUCUCGUGAAAGAAAAAGUAGAAACAAGACAAAAAAAAUCCCUGAGGACUCCAAGUGAAAUGUGAAACAGAAAAAUCAGGGGGUGAGAAUUGCUUGAAGGACAAUCUCUGUGCUAUACAGGAAGACUGCAGGAAAAGAAAGGAGCAGAGAGGGAAGGAUAGAACAUUUAGUCCAGACUGUGAAAUUAUCACCCUGGGUUUUGCCACGUUCCUGUCUCAGCAGGAGGAACUGAAAUUCAGCAUGGGAGCAACAAAUGAAACAGCAGUUACUGAGUUCAUCCUAGAGGGUUUCCCAGAGCUUGAUCAAAGGCUGCAGCUGUUUCUCUCUGUGAUCCUUCUGCUCAUGCACCUGACAACAGUGACAGGGAAUGCAACCAUCAUUUUCCUCGUGCAUGGGGAUCACCACCUGCAAACCCCCAUGUACUUUUUCAUUAGCAACCUGGCCUUCCUGGAAAUCAGCUUUACAUCCUCCACAAGCAUCAAACUGGUUGCCAUCCUGAGUUCUGAUCAGAAAACCAUCUCCCUGAGCAGCUGCUUUGCCCAAUCCUAUUUCUAUUUUGCCCUGGGUGGCACAGAGUGUGUCCUGCUCAUUGUCAUGUCCUUUGACCGCUGUGUUGCCAUCUGCCAACCCCUGCACUACGCUGCCACCAUGCAGCCUCAGCUCUGCCUCGGCCUGGUUGUUGCUGCCUGGGUCAUCGGCUUCACCCUCCAGAGCUACCACCCACUCUUCCUCUCUCAGCUGUCCUUCUGUGGCUCCAGCAGGAUCCCCCAUUUCCUUUGUGACAACUCCCCCUUAUUCCAGUUGUCCUGCUCUGACACCAGCCUGCUUUGGAAAAUAGACACUGCUUUCAUAUCAUGUGCAGUGCUGGGCUCCUUGGCUUUAAACCUGGCAUUUUACACCUGCAUCCUUUUCUGUAUUCUGCAGCCUCCAGCAGCCUCUGGGAGGAAGAAAAAAGCUUUUACUACCUGUUCUUCCCAUCUCAUCACCUUAUCCAUUGCAUAUGGGAGCUGCAUUGCUCUCUACACGUGUCCUUCAACAGAUGCUUCCUUGAAGACCAACAGAAUUGUAGCUUUGCUGAACACAGUGCUGUACCCAUUCUUAAAUUCAUUCAUCUACAGCUUUAGGAAUAAGGCUGUGAUAUUGGCACUGAACAAAUCCAUUGCCAAGACAAGAGCAAAGCUCUUCCCCUAAUCAUGAUGCAUUUCUGGACAUAAAUUCCAAGGAUCUACUCCCACAUGUUAAACAAUACCAGGGCAUAUAUUUGUAACCUCCAAACGUGGAGGCCUCGGAAGAUUUAUGCUCUUGUCAACUUGAGUCAGGUUAAGUGAUAAGAAGCUCAUCUGCACACCCAGACAGGACACUAACAGUGGUAGGAGGAGUGACAGGGCAGUUAAUGCUCUGCCCUGGCUGCUCCAUCCCUGCAGAGCCAUCAGCUCACCAGGAAUCCAUCUCCAAACAGAGAGAGCACAGAGGAACAGUGGCAAGGGACAACCCAAAUUACGGGCUCCUGAGAAAGGGACACCAUGUCCCAGCUCCUUCCAGGGCUGCCCUGGCAGAGCCAUCAGCCCUGUUGUCCAGGUUUGAAAGCCCUAAGGCGCUGAGAGCAGAUCACCAUUUGAACUAGGGGGAUUGCUGCCUUGGAGUGUAGGACACAUUCUGGGAGGCAGGAGAAGAGCAGUUUUGGAUAGCACAGGGCUUGAGGGAAGUUGAGGGGAGGACCCCAACCAGUGCGGUCUGUUCUGUCUUCUCAUUAAACUGAAUUUCUAACUCCUGUGUGAGCCAAUUUGUCUCUGCAAGAGCUGGUGAGCGUGGGGGUGGGAGUGCAGCAACUGCAGGAGGAGCAGGGCAUCAAACAGCCCCCAUGUCAACAGUGCUGGCAACGGAGCGACUGGAGCGGCUGGACUGCAGGGUCGGAGGGUGUGUGAGUGUGGGGGUGUCCUGGGUGGGAGUGGAAGGCUUAGACAAAACCUUUAAAGAAGCUCAACUGCUGUUGAGUCCACAAGGUACAGAAAGGAUCCCCUGGCUUUCUGAAUUCCUUCUCAGAGAGGAGCCUGAGUGUGGCUGGAUCCAAUCUAAGCCUCGGGCUGUGUCAACGGUUUAAAUUAAGGAAUUCCAGAGGUGUGAUUAAAUCACUUUGUCUUGCAGGUUUUAAUGAUGGCAGAUCAGAGGUAUUUAUAUAAAAUGAAUUAUUUAUUAUGACAAAUGAACUGGCAAGUGAAAACAGAUGAAAAACCUUAAUCAGAAUGAUUUACCGCAGGGUGAAGAGACUAAAAACCUACUAGUAGGGUAUAAUAUAGCAUCAAGUAGUACAGUGCAGUGUAUCAAAGCAAUUCUAUUAAAGCAAUUCUAUCAAAACCAGCCAAAGAAAUAAGCAUUAAGAAGAGAUUGAUAUAAACCAC